This is a messenger RNA of Myiozetetes cayanensis, 4601 nucleotides long. RefSeq names its product transcriptional regulating factor 1 (gene TRERF1). The record is from RefSeq and is a predicted model, not a curated record. The transcript is spliced from 17 exons. Gene Ontology annotation, molecular function: transcription corepressor activity. NCBI's taxonomy places the organism in Eukaryota, Metazoa, Chordata, Aves, Passeriformes, Tyrannidae. Gene Ontology annotation, biological process: regulation of transcription by RNA polymerase II; negative regulation of DNA-templated transcription. Bases 722 to 4216 code for a protein of 1164 amino acids. Gene Ontology annotation, cellular component: histone deacetylase complex; transcription regulator complex.
UCGCCCCGCCGCGGGGCCGGGCGGCCGCGGCGCCACCGACACCUUACUUCCUGCUUCGCUACCCGGGGCCAGACCCAUCGCGGCGGAGGGAUCCCGCCGCCUCCCGCAGCCUCCUCCCCCUCCUGCUUCUGCUUUUCCCCGCUCCCUGCUGCAAGGAAAUUAUUUGACAGCGAUUUGCUGACACCGGAUUUUUUUUUUUCUUUCUCCUUUAUUUUUUUUUUUUUUUUUUUCCUUCACCCUCUCCUUUCUUUUUGCAUCACGGACUCGGCAGAGCGGCGGGCGGGGGAAGCCGUGCCGGAGAUGGAAUUUUAUGACUCACUGUACUUUGAAUAGGACAAGGAGAUGUGUCUGAUAAGAUAUAUCACUCUGAGAUCACAGAAUGAAAGCAGCAUGAAAUGUUAUGGCAAAGGCAGCACAACAAGAUCCAAGAAUCUCACAAAUGCUCAAAAAUCAGGUGCUUGGUACACUGAACUUACUGAUCUGUGUAGGAUUUGUGCUGUGGUCCAUUUAUUGAAGAUGUGAAGCAACGUCGAGUCUGAGAUUGGAAUUACUGACAGACUGGAGGAGAUUUUAGUCCUUGUGAUGCACAUGGACAUGCUGAAUUAUAAGUAAUUCUAGCUUGUUCUCCCCUCCCCUCCCUUCCCCUCACUCAGCUAUCUCAGGGUUCAUAGAGAUUUCAAUGGUUUGCGUGCCUGUAAGUUUGGAACAGAAGUGACCAAAAAUGGGGGACCAGCAAUUGUAUAAAACCAACCAUACUGCCAACAACAAUGAGAACUUGUACUACGAACAACACCAAAUGAACUCCCUUUCCUCUCUAAAUCAUAGCUAUGGGACGUCUGUUAUGGAUGCUCCCCAGGCAUCCCCCCUCUCCCCUCAGUUUCCCCAAGAUUCAAGGGACAGUAUAGCUUUGCCUGUAGGUUCAAAAAGCCUUGGUUCAAUGCAUACAUCUAGACAAACCAGCUGGACACAUUCUGGCUCAGGAAACCAUGUCCCAGCAAGGAACAGUUUGAAUAAUCAAAGCGCAGUGUGGAGCCCCCUCGGGCAGGGGGACUCCCAUGAUGGAUACCAAUACUCUUACUCUCAACCCAGUGAAAACCGGUCGCAAAAAAUUACCAGUGGGGUCCUGCAUAAAUUGGACUCCUUUACACAAGUAUUUGCUAACCAAAAUCUAAGAAUUCAAGUCAACAACAUGGCUCAGGUUUUGCACACCGAGUCUCCGAUGGUGGAUAAUUCUGGUGACAGUGCGCUCAGGCAGCUGCUGUCCCAGAAGCCAGCAGUUGAGCAACAGCCUGUAACUUCCACUGUACAAAGAUAUCAACCAGUGCCACAGCAAACACAACAGAAUUUUGCAAGCACACAGCAAAAGCAACAAAUGCAAGUCAUGCAGCAUCAACAGUUGUACUACGACUACCAGCAGCACUUAUCACAAAUGCAGAUGCAUUCUGCGUUCCAGCAGGGACAGACGCACGUUCCGCAGAUGCAGUCCCAGCAGCUCUUACCGCAGCAGAUGCAGCACCUGCAGCAGCCUCAGUACUACGCUCAGCCACAGCAGGGGCACCAGCGGCUCUCGAUGCAGGAGAUGCAGCAGCAGCAGCCAGCUCGGCAGCAGCGGCAGUGUCCAGUGCAGAUCGCUCAGUAUUACCAAACACAACCUGUCAUGCAGCAGUUACAGCAACAGCAGCAGCAGAUGCAAUUGCCACUUCCUCCGUAUCACAGGGAACCCGAUCCAAAGACUAUGCAUGAACCACACCAGUACUCUCAGGAUCCCAGUCAUCCUGUACAGCUUAUCCAGUUGGGAGCAGUGCCUCAGUAUUGCUUCCAAGAUCCCCAUGAACAGUACAGGCACUUGUACCCACAGAGUUUACUGCAGCAGCAGCAAGAUCAGCAGAAGCAAUACCAGAGCAAGAGCAGAGUGCCAUCUCUGAACUCCCAUGUUGGCCUCACUCCACCAGAGACCACAGAGGAUCCUGCACGGCAGGAGGUAAAUUCUGUAGGUAAUGCCAUCCCUCAUCGAACACUUUUGCCACCCUCGGGAGUUCAUCUGAACAACAAAAGCUCUCAGCAAGACUCUCCCACUGCCACAUGGCCUCAGCAGGUGCAUCUGUCAGAAGGCAGACUGCAGCAGCUGUCCCCAGAACAAAGUGGCCAGAACAGAGAAACAUUUCCUGAGAGAGCUGAUGUGAAGAACAAGCUAAUGUGUUCAAUAUGCUUGAAGGAGUUUAAGAGUUUGCCUGCUCUAAAUGGUCACAUGAGGUCACACGGAGGAGUAAGAGCAUCUCCUAACUUCAAACAGGAUGAAGGAGAGAAACCACCACAGCAGCCGCUGCCUAAAGAGGUGGAAAGCCUCGCACCCAUCGUCAUGCCAGUGUCUGUCCCUGUAAAGCUUCUGUCACCUGAGCCCAGCACGCAGCCCUCUGCCAGCGCUGCCACAGUCACAGACAAGCCUGCCAACUCUGUGUCAGAUGACGAGAUGCCCGUUCUCGUGAAGAUGACUUACUCUCCACCAUGCAGUCCAAAAGUGGCCAACCCCUGCUCAUCCUCUGAAACUAGCAAAAAACCUCAUCCAAGUGCUGUAAAAUUGGAAGAAAACUUCAAACCAUUGCAGGAUAAGAAGAAGUAUCGGCACAGACCGGAACCUCUCUUCAUACCUCCUCCUUCUUUCAACCUCAGCAUGUCCCACUCCGGUGCCACUCUGUACCAGAGUCAGCUUCGCUCUCCCCGUGUUCUGGGAGAUCAUCUGCUAGACCGGACACAUGAGCUCCCCCCCUACACUCCGCCACCGAUGCUUAGUCCAGUUCGGCAAGGGUCUGGUCUCUUCAGCAGUGUUAUCACUUCAUCUCAUAGCACCUCACAUACUCAGCUGCCACUUACUCCACUGACACCUACUCCGCGGGUGCUCCUGUGUCGAUCUAAUAGUAUUGAUGGAAGUGUCAUUCCAGUGACGCCUGGGCAUGGAGAACAGACUGUUGAACCGCGAAUCAAUAUCGGGUCCAGGUUCCAGGCUGAUAUUCCUGAGCUGCAGGACAGAUUGCUAAUGGAGAAAGACGUGCACAAGGCUACUUUGGUCUGGAAACCGUGGCCAGAACUGGAGAACAAAGUCUUCCAACAAAGAGUGGAAGACCUUUUAAAUAUGAGCUGUUCCAGUGUGUUACCUGGUGGAGGAACUAACUCAGAAUACGCUUUGCACUCUCUCUUUGAAGCGAAAGGAGAUAUUAUGGUUACUCUUGAAAAGCUGCUGUUGCUAAAGCCAGUGAGAUUGAAGUGUCAUCCUUUGGCAAAUUACCACUACGCUGGUUCUGACAAAUGGACACAUCAAGAAAGGAGGCUGUUCAAAGAGGCAUUGUCCACCUACAGCAAAGACUUCAUAUAUGUACAGAAAAUGGUUAAGUCUAAGACAGUUGCACAAUGUGUGGAAUACUACUAUACCUGGAAGAAAAUCUUGCGUUUGGGACGGAAACACAGAACACGUUUAGAGAAAAAAAGAGACGAAUGCCUGACAAGUGGAGAAGAGGAAGUGUUAGAGGAAGAUGAGGAGAUUGAAGAAGACAGAAAGGAAGAAACGGAAAUGCAGAAGUCUCCUGACCCACCAGCUAUCCCUCUUGUUGGACCCAUAGAUCUGCCUGCUCUUCAGGGUCUUCCACUUUCUUCGUCCUCCUUCAUCUGUAAAAUGCCAAAUUGUGGCGCUGUGUUCAGUUCCCGACAAGCGCUAAAUGGCCAUGCUCGCAUUCAUGGAGGUACGAAUCAGGUGACGAAAACACAAUGCACCAUCCCAGGCACUAAGCAGAAAUCUGGUACGCAGAGCGGAUACUGCUCCAUCAAGAGUUCACCUGCCCACAGCACAACAAGCGGUGAGACCGACCCAACAACAAUUUUUCCUUGCAAGGAGUGUGGCAAGGUAUUUUUCAAAAUCAAAAGCCGCAAUGCUCACAUGAAGACUCACAGACAACAAGAAGAACAGCAAAGGCAGAAGGCUCAGAAAGCUGCUGUGGCAGCAGAAAUGGCAGCCACUAUCGCAAGAACUACUGGGCCAGCUGGGCAUAGUUUGAUCCCCCUGGAUCACAUGGGUUUGGUUAAACAUGUUGAAAAUGUUGGUGACAUUGAUGACGAUGUUGUUCCGGAUCUGGGCGAUGUCAUGGAAGAGAACGAAGUCAUGGAUGCCGACCUUUUAUUGGAUGAUGAAGAUCCAGAUCUACUGCAGGAUGAUGCUGAGUUGUAAAUAAAGUUGUUUGAUAGACAGCUACUGAGCACACCCUGAAUGGAUCAAUCAGGAAACCUGGACUGCUUGUUUAUUCCCCUCUGAUUGUAAACUACCUGUUGAAAAUGAUAAUUCUUUUAUCCAGGUCUAGAAAAAAAAAUCUGCUUUUUUCCCUUUUUUUUUAUUAAUUUGUGUUUUGGGGAAGAAAUAAAUAAUUGGUACAAAUAUUCUUAUAAGGUGUUUUUAUCUGAGCUCUUCUUGAUGAUAAAUUCCAAGGCCACUAAUUACAGAAGUUUGUGGUUCUGCUGUCAGUUCCUUCCAGAUGGUCCCAGUAGAAUCUUUAACUCUUCCAAGUUUCAUUUUACCCCAAUUGCAAGAAUAAACUUCACACACUUUUGAUGAAACA